Molecule: messenger RNA, 333 nt
Organism: Tilletiaria anomala UBC 951
Lineage: Eukaryota; Fungi; Basidiomycota; Exobasidiomycetes; Georgefischeriales; Tilletiariaceae
Exons: 2
Coding region: 1-333 (110 amino acids)
Source: RefSeq, a predicted model, not a curated record
AUGCCUGACCUCUGGCCGUCAUGCCUGCUGCAAGUGAAGAAUGGACAGCUGCUCUUGCUGUCCCCGCUUUCUGGGAACUACGGCGCCGGCACGGCGCAGUUCCGCCAGUUUGUUCGUAUGCUACAAGCAAAAGGCAUCGACCUAAGCCAUGUCCAGCUGAGCAAGAAUUUGACCAUUCUCGGCGCGCUGGAGAAGAAUAGGCGCUUGAAGAAGCGCAUCAAGGUGGGCGGGAAGGAGAAGACCGAGCGCAGAGGGAAACAUGUGGCAAAGGAGCAGGGCAGAGGGCACAUAGAGGACGGAAGGAAGACUCCGUUGCAUCUUCGCUUGAUCUAG